This is a messenger RNA of Oryza sativa Japonica Group (Japanese rice), 1861 nucleotides long. Its product is annotated as receptor-like cytoplasmic kinase 176. Gene Ontology annotation, molecular function: ATP binding; protein kinase activity. Gene Ontology annotation, biological process: protein phosphorylation. Lineage: Eukaryota; Viridiplantae; Streptophyta; Magnoliopsida; Poales; Poaceae. The record is from RefSeq and is a predicted model, not a curated record.
GGGCAACAACAUCACUGUAAAGGAAGAGAAGCGAAGUGGGAGAAGAAGAAGAAAAGCCUUCCCUUUGCUCUCUUUCCUUCAUCAAUGAGGCGACUGACCCCACGGCUCCCCCUCCUGCCCCCACCACCCUUCACUCGCGGGCAGCAAUGAUAGGUCUUCCAACCUAGCCAAGCAGGAGAAGGAGAAGGGGACGCUGGGAUGACACCACCACAAAGCCACACCGGCCUUGAGCUUCGUUCUACCCAGUCAGAAACCCAGUGUUGUUCUAGUCUAAGCUCGUAGCUAGUCUGCAAGAACCCCGACAGAAAACCGGCAGGAACGCCGGCCGCCGCCGCCGCACGCACGCACGUCGAUCGGGCGGCGCCGGUGUGCUCGUGAUGGGGAACUGCGCCGGCGUGCAGGGGAACGCCGAGAUCAACCCUUCGUUCAGUGCUCCCAACUCGUCAGGGACAGGUUCCAAGAACAGCAGCAAGAACGGGGCCGAUUCCAGCACGUUCGGCACCAAGGCGUCGGCGUCGUCGUCGGUGCCGCCGACUCCCCGGAGCGAGACGGAGAUCCUGCAGUCGUCGAACCUCCGCAAGUUCACCUUCGGCGAGCUCAAGGGCUCCACGAGGAACUUCCGGCCGGACAGCCUGCUUGGGGAGGGCGGGUUCGGCUCGGUGUUCAAGGGGUGGAUCGAUGAGCGAACGCUGACGCCCGUCAAGCCGGGCACCGGCAUGAUCGUCGCCGUGAAGAAGCUCAAGCUUGACAGCUUCCAGGGGCACAGGGAAUGGCUGGCUGAGGUGAAUUACCUUGGGCAGCUCUCCCACCCAAAUCUUGUCAAGCUCAUCGGCUACUGCUUCGAGGACGAACAGCGGCUUCUGGUGUACGAGUUCAUGCCGAGAGGCAGCUUGGAGCACCACCUUUUCAGGAGGGGAUCACACUUCCAGCCUCUCCCAUGGAAUUUGCGGAUGAAGGUCGCGCUCGAGGCUGCCAGGGGGCUUGCUUUCCUGCACAGUGAUCAGGCCAAAGUUAUUUACCGAGAUUUCAAGACAUCCAACAUUCUUCUUGAUUCGGACUACAAUGCAAAACUCUCUGAUUUUGGAUUGGCAAAAGAUGGUCCUAGUGGUGACAAAAGCCAUGUCUCAACCAGGGUCAUGGGGACACAAGGAUAUGCUGCCCCUGAAUAUCUCGCGACAGGCCAUUUGACCGCGAAGAGCGAUGUGUACAGCUACGGAGUUGUUCUUCUGGAGUUGCUGUCCGGGCAGCGCGCCCUGGACAAGAACCGGCCUCCGGGGCAGCACAACCUGGUGGAGUGGGCUAGACCUUACAUCACCAACAAGAGGAGGGUCAUCCAUGUCCUCGACUCACGCCUGGGAUCCCAGUAUUCGCUUCCAGCUGCGCAGAAGAUCGCGGGGCUUGCGGUGCAGUGCCUGUCAAUGGAUGCACGAUGCAGGCCGGGCAUGGAUCAGGUUGUGACCGCGCUGGAGCAGCUUCAAGGUGCAAAGAAAGCAGCCAAGUAGAAUUAUGGCUGUCUGGUGUCGUCAAAUGUCUCCAGUAGACCAGUCUCUACCUCUCCUGGAGCAUCCUGAUCGUGAGACACUUUGAUAGGAGUUAAAAACAGGAACUAGAGUGAUGAGGGACUUGAUCAGAGGACAGGCUUUCUGAAUCCGUGAGAACAUAAUGUGUAAUAUAUCUUGCUUUUUGUACAGCUAGCUGUUGCUCCUUUGCUCCAACUGCGAGCCCGUGGCUUGUGUUAAACUGUUGUGCUACCUUAGCAGUACACCUCAGAAACUUCAGUUAGUAUUGUCCUCAUAAAUGUUUUGAACUGCUUCUCUUGGAACAUUCUGCUCGCAGAAUUGCCUCCCUGAUAUUAUUCUCA